This is a messenger RNA of Strongylus vulgaris, 417 nucleotides long. Lineage: Eukaryota; Metazoa; Nematoda; Chromadorea; Rhabditida; Strongylidae. The record is from the annotation of a GenBank genome assembly.
CCUUUAAUCGAGGAAGUUAAGGUUUCAUUCCACGUUUUCAAUAAAGAAGUAGACUAUCCACUCCAAGAAGACGAAGCUGAAGCUGUACUCGAGCCUGAAGACGCUGACCAUCGCCACCAGGUGAAGGUUCUUCUGCUAGCACAUCCUGGAAAAGAAGAAGUACAUAAGAAAGCAUUCGGUCUACUUCCAGAUGGAUCAACUGACGACGCGCACGAGCCGACACCAUUUUUGAAACAACUGAGCUUCCUUGUUGGUACUCGUGGCAAAGAACCAUUGGCAAUUGGUGGUAGUUGGUCACCCAGUUGCGACGGUGCUGAUCCUACAAAUCCGGCAACCAUCAUUCAAACAGCUAUAAGGGCUACGAAAGCGUUGACUGGGGUGGAUCUCUCCAAUUGUCCGCAAUGGUGGGUAUCUUAA